Molecule: messenger RNA, 2101 nt
Organism: Rosa chinensis
Lineage: Eukaryota; Viridiplantae; Streptophyta; Magnoliopsida; Rosales; Rosaceae
Product: internal alternative NAD(P)H-ubiquinone oxidoreductase A1, mitochondrial
Exons: 9
Coding region: 452-2101 (549 amino acids)
Molecular function (GO): NADH dehydrogenase activity
Source: RefSeq, a predicted model, not a curated record
GCAAUCGCCAAACUUGCUCUGUAUUUUCUUUUCAGACAGCUCUGAUUUACCAAAAUACCAACCAAGGCAUAUGCUUCGAUCUGCUUCCUUCCCACAUGACUAACACAACCAAAACCCUUUGUAGUUUCUCUUCCAUUUUUUUAAUCACGACCAACUUUUUUUGACCACUACUUAAUCAAAAGCACUUCUCAAAUCUCAACAAACCAACUUGCUUGCGCCCCAAGUCGGCUCCUUUUCAACUCCCAGGAUCUUGGAGAUCACGCAGCUCUGUCUAAACAAGAACCACAGUAAAUCGUCUUAAACCCUUCUGCUUCAUAAAGAUCACAUUUUUAUUGGUUUUCUCUGUUCAUGUUUCAAUGCUUAUCAAUGGUUGAGCAAGUGAUCAUUUGAUUCCGUUUAGAGGGUUUAAAGGGUACUUAUUAGUCUUAAUUGAGGGACUGAUACUUUCGAAAUGGCUUUAGAAAGGAUUGCUAGGACUGCUAGGAGUAGCUGCAGAAGGUCAGGAGGUGCCUUUGGUGGUCACAAAAGUGAAAAGGAUAUGUCCUCUGAGGGAGCAUCCACGCGCAAAUAUUGUUCCUUACCUUCACUUGAACGUGACACCAGAAAUAGCAAUUUUUCGUACCUUUCCAGCAUUCCAAAGGUGAAUCACAGUAGCUUUUGGAGCAGGGGAAUAAGGACAACCCCAAGUUAUCAAUUUCCAUCUGCAGAGAGGAUUGUUGAGGAGUCUGAUUUGGAGUGUAAUGAUCCCAAGUAUCCAGGUUUAGAGGCAACUAAGCCAGGUGAAAAGCCAAGAGUGGUUGUUCUUGGUACUGGCUGGGCUGCCUGUCGAUUCCUUAAGGGACUAGACACAAAGAUUUAUGAUGUUGUUUGCAUAUCACCAAGGAAUCACAUGGUCUUCACUCCCUUGCUUGCUUCAACUUGUGUUGGUACCUUGGAAUUCCGUUCAGUUGCUGAACCUGUCAGUCGUAUACAAUCUGCACUGGCAACAAAUCCCAAUUCAUACUUCUAUCUGGCUUCCUGCUUUGGCAUUGACACAAACAAACAUGAGGUGUACUGCGAGACAGUCAGCAACGGUGGUUUGCCUAAUGAACCUUACAGAUUCAAAGUUGCCUAUGACAAGCUUGUCAUAGCAGCUGGAUCCGAGCCCUUGACAUUUGGGAUCAAAGGUGUGACAGAAAAUGCAUUUUUCCUCCGAGAAGUGAAUCAUGCCCAAGAGAUUAGAAAGAAGCUUCUCUUGAACUUGAUGCUCUCGGACAACCCAGGCGUAUCAGAGGAAGAAAGGAAACGCCUCUUGCAUUGUGUUGUUAUCGGAGGUGGCCCUACCGGGGUGGAGUUCAGUGGUGAAUUGAGUGAUUUCAUCAUGAAAGAUGUCCGUGAAAGGUAUACUCAUGUUAAGGACUACAUCAAAGUCACCCUCAUUGAGGCUAAUGAGAUUCUGUCAUCCUUCGACGUUGGAUUAAGGCAGUAUGCAACCAAUCACCUGACCAAGUGUGGUGUUAGCCUUAUGCGAGGUGUUGUGAAAGAGGUGCAUGCAAAGAAGAUAGUUCUUAACAAUGGCACUGAUGUUCCAUAUGGCCUAUUGGUCUGGUCUACAGGCGUUGGUCCCUCACAGUUUGUGAAAUCACUUGAUCUUCCCAAGUCCCCUGGUGGAAGGAUCGGUGUUGAUGGGUGGUUGAGAGUUCCUGCUGUGGAAGAUGUGUUUGCACUUGGAGAUUGCGCAGGUUUUCUUGAAGAGACAGGGAAGCCAGUGCUUCCAGCUUUAGCUCAGGUGGCAGAAAGGGAAGGAAAAUUUCUGGUGGCGUUGUUUAACAGGAUUGGGAAGGAGGCAGGUAAGGCCAUGAGUGCAAAAAAUAUCUAUCUGGGAGAGCCUUUCGUCUACCAACACCUCGGAAGUAUGGCAUCCGUUGGAGGUUACAAGGCACUUGUUGAUCUGCGCCAAUCCAAGGAUGCAAAGGGCAUAACGCAUGCUGGAUUUGUUAGCUGGUUCAUCUGGCGCUCUGCUUAUCUUACCCGAGUUGUAAGUUGGAGGAACAGGUUCUAUGUUGCUGUCAACUGGGCUACCACGCUGGUGUUUGGCAGAGAUAACUCAAGAAUAGGUUGA